AUGGCUAGACUAAAGACGUUUGAUCUCAUGGCCUUAGCGCUGGUGGGCUUUGUCGGUAUCUACACGGGCACGCAGUUCUUCGAGCCGAUCGUUAUUGAGCGAUUGAAGAGAGACGGUAAUCUUCGCCAAGAUAUUGAAAUUCCGGUAUACGACGAAGAAGGGAACCCAAUUGACCCUAAAUCGAUAUUGCAAUUGAAAACUGAAUUAAACAGAAUACAAGAAACCCAGAAGUCUGAAGCGAGAGACGAGACCUUUACUAGGGCAGAAUGA
Messenger RNA from Lachancea mirantina, 270 nucleotides. Lineage: Eukaryota; Fungi; Ascomycota; Saccharomycetes; Saccharomycetales; Saccharomycetaceae. The record is from the annotation of a GenBank genome assembly.